This is a messenger RNA of Soboliphyme baturini, 1068 nucleotides long. Lineage: Eukaryota; Metazoa; Nematoda; Enoplea; Dioctophymatida; Soboliphymatidae. The record is from the annotation of a GenBank genome assembly.
AUGUCAUUCAAGUGUUCCAUGUCCAACUACCUGCUGCACGAGGACAACUCGACCGAGCUUGUGCUGAAUACCAUUCGGCAGAUCAGUAAGCAGUACCAGCCGGUGCACGUGCGGUUAUGCAUCACGCUUUGCACGUUCGGCACGUGCACAAACGUGCUCAACUUCCUCGUCCUUACUCGUCCGCACAUGCGAACGUCGUGCAACAUGAUGCUGGCCAUAAUCGCCCUUCUGGAUAUGAGUCUCAUGCUGUUGUACAUGGUGUACAUAAUCCAUUUUAACGUCGCCAGUGCCGAGCAGUGCGAGCAGCUGACGUACACAUACGGCUGGACCCUGUUCCUGUUGAUACACGCAUUAGUGAGUAUUGUUCUGCACACGACCAGCUUAUGGCUGACAGCUCUGCUAGCAUUGGUUCGCCUUGUGGUGCUGAGAAACAAUCAGGUGACCAGCCGACUACUGUCCAUCGCAUUCGUAUUCAAACUGUUCUUCUGGGUGUCCGGCAUCAUCAUAUUGUUCGCUCUGCCGUCGACACUGGCGUUUGGCGUGGAGGCGAUCGACUGUCUGCUGCUGAAAGUCACUUUCUGGGUGAAUGGCUUGAUCUUCAAGGUCGUACCUUGCAUCGUGUUGCUUUUCUCGAUCAUCGGACUGGUCAGAACAUUGGGUGAGGCGAAGGCGAGGAGCGAACGCAUUGGCGGACUGAGGAAACGGCGAUCGGCCAAGUACUUCAGCCAGUCGACCACAAAGAUGCUCGUCGCCGUCGUGUCCAUAUUCCUGAUCACCGAGUUGCCACAAGCGGUGCUGGCAACACUGAGCGCCAUCUACCCUGGCGAGGUGUACAACAAGAUCUACCCGAUGCUAGGCGACCUGCUCGACCUGCUGUCGUUGAUCAACAGCAGCACGAACUUCAUCCUCUACUGCAUUAUGAGCAGUCAGUUCAGGGACACGUUCGAGCGGAUGUUCUUGCCUAGCUUUCUGCGCUGCUGCCGCAAGAAAUACUCAUCGAUUCUACGAUCGGAAGGGUGCUACCGGCUUUGUCGUCGAAUGCGUGCGCCUAAUGUUCGUGAAGUAUAG